Messenger RNA from Symbiodinium natans, 1119 nucleotides. NCBI's taxonomy places the organism in Eukaryota, Dinophyceae, Suessiales, Symbiodiniaceae. The record is from the annotation of a GenBank genome assembly.
AUGCCAAAAAAACAUGCCCCAAAGCUCAAUGUUGGACAUGAUGCGCAAGCGGAGUUGUUUGGCAAGUUCAGAUGUGAGCUUGAUAACAUAUUAUCGAAUCUGGAUGUCGCUCAAGCUUGCGUGAAUCGGCCCCAGUCAUCUGCAGUCGUGUCCAGUGUUUGGCCCAGCCACAUGGAUACCCUCGCUAUGGAGCUGGAACGCGUCAAGGCCCAAGCGACGCGAUACAGGCAGGUAGCUGAGCAGCUCUACGCGGACUGUGGCCGACUGAAGAAAGCCAAUUCGCAGCUUGGAGAGGAGCUGGCGGUGUUGACGGAGACGCUGGCGAAGGUCAAGGAUGCCAACACGCUUGCGAAGGCACAGGCGCCCGCAACGCGUGCGAUUUGCCCAAGUUUUGCCGGGCUGCCUGCUGAGCUGAUGCCGCGAUUAUUCGAGAUGGUGCAAGUGCGGGACAUGCAUUUCGCCCGGCAGCUGUGUCGUGGAACGUCGAUUCGAGAGGACUGGGAGAAAUACCUGCUGAAUCCGGGCAACUCUGACAGGGCGACGGCCAUGCGCGGAUUGUAUGCCCUGACAUUUCCGCAACAUGUUCGCGCAGAGCUGAACGAUGAUAUCGUUGCUGCCAGCUCCCGUCUCCGCUGGUUGCUGUCGGGCAUCCAAGAUCACUAUUCUCACAAUCCAGACAUGGUCCGGGAAUUCGCUGGGAAUGUGUUUCGGCAUGCACAAGGAGACCAUGAGGAGCACCGCGAAGCUGCCUUAUAUGUCUCAGUGGAACUUGCAAAGAAAUGCAAAGAUCUGCGACCAAUCACUGUGAAAGGUCUACUGCCCGUCUUCAAUGUUGAGCCACGAGACCCGCAAAGCCAACUUCUGUUGCUCGCUUCCUUCAAAGUAUGCUCGUCUCAUUUGGGUUCUUUGGAUGUGGAGUUUGUGAAGAAGUUCGUGAUUCUGGCUGGGCUGGUGCCCACCCGCCAGCGCAAGCCGAUUCGACAAGCAAUCUUCCGUGCCGUGGCUGCCGUCCUGCAAGCAUCUGACCCCUCUAGAUUUGCGUCCGUUGGGCCGUUGCUCCAAACAUUGCCACAAGAAGAGGUCCAAGAAUUGCUGGUGAUUUUAGGCUUGGCUCAUUGA